Exophiala bonariae is the source of this 1053-nucleotide messenger RNA. RefSeq lists its product as uncharacterized. Bases 1 to 1053 code for a protein of 350 amino acids. The transcript has a single exon. Gene Ontology annotation, molecular function: hydrolase activity. NCBI's taxonomy places the organism in Eukaryota, Fungi, Ascomycota, Eurotiomycetes, Chaetothyriales, Herpotrichiellaceae. The record is from RefSeq and is a predicted model, not a curated record.
AUGGCGUCUUCUACUUUCACUCAGAGAGUGAGAACUCGCAUUCUCAUCAUUUCUGACACUCAUUGUGCACUUCCCCGUCCCAGUGACAAUAACACCAACGAUGACAGAGUCCCCUUCCAAUAUCCCCUCCCGACUGCCGAUGUGCUCGUUCACUGUGGCGACCUCACCAGUAACGGACGAGUAGAACAGCACUUAAAGGCGCUCGAAUUGAUCAACUCCAUCUCUGCAGAACUCAAGAUCGUGAUACCAGGAAACCACGACCUCACACUCGACAGAGCAUAUUACGACCGCUAUCCGAACGAGCACUGCGGAUGGCACAAAUACUCGGAUGAUGUGCUUCGCGAGAUCAAGGACAUGUACGAGAGCGAAAAGACGAGGGAACGGGGUAUCCGAUAUCUCGAGGAAGGCACAGCCUCGUUCACGCUAAAAAGUGGUGCACGGCUCAAUGUGUACGCGAGUGGCUGGCAACCAGAGUUCUGCAAUUGGGCAUUUGGAUACUCGCGGGAUCACGAUCGGUACAAUCGGCCAUUACAGGGUGGGAGUGGGCCGGGGAACCCAGUCCCUGAUUUCGACACGGCCGGUGGAGGAGUUGAUAUAAUGAUCACGCAUGGCCCUCCUAAGGGUUUACUGGACAGAACAGUUGAUGGGAUGGAGGUGGGAUGUGAACAUCUACUCGAGGCAGUCCGUCGAUGUCGCCCUUUGGUUCACUGCUUCGGUCACAUACAUGAGGGAUGGGGUGCAUUGGUCAAGGACUGGGAUGUGGCAGAACGGCCUUUGCUGACUGCCUCCGAGGACACUACAGAUGAAGUCUUGGAAAGCUCAAUGCCGCCAUCCUGCAACACCGAUACGCCUGAUUCUAUCAAGAAAAGAGAAAAAGAUGUAACAGUGCCUGACUAUGAGGAGCAGGCCCGUCAAAGAGGUGUUUUUGUCGAUGCAACCGGCCUUAAGCAUGGGAAGGAGACACUGUUUGUCAAUGCAAGUAUCAUGACACACUGGUACAAGCCACUGCAGGCGCCUUGGAUCGUUGAUGUUGACUUACCGAUGGCGACAUGA